Indicator indicator is the source of this 2093-nucleotide messenger RNA. RefSeq names its product tubulin gamma complex associated protein 4 (gene TUBGCP4). Gene Ontology annotation, cellular component: gamma-tubulin complex; equatorial microtubule organizing center; centrosome. Gene Ontology annotation, biological process: meiotic cell cycle; microtubule nucleation; spindle assembly. Gene Ontology annotation, molecular function: gamma-tubulin binding; microtubule minus-end binding. The transcript is spliced from 18 exons. The record is from RefSeq and is a predicted model, not a curated record. Lineage: Eukaryota; Metazoa; Chordata; Aves; Piciformes; Indicatoridae. Bases 1 to 2001 code for a protein of 666 amino acids.
AUGAUUCACGAGCUGCUGCUGGCGCUGAGCGGGUACCCGGGAGCGGUCUUCACCUGGAGCAAGCGCGCUGGCCUGCAGGUGUCUCAGGAACUACCGUUCUUGCACCCUAGCGAGACCAGCGUCCUGAACCGGCUCUGCCGCCUCGGCACCGACUACAUCCGCUUCACCGAAUUUGUGGAGCAGUACACGGGACAUGUACAGCAGCAGGAGCACCACCCAUCUCAGCAAAACCAGAGUGGAUUACAUGGCAUUUAUUUGCGAGCCUUCUGCACAGGUCUUGAUUCAGUGCUGCAGCCAUAUCGACAGGCACUACUUGACCUAGAACAAGAGUUUCUGGCUGACCCACAUCUUUCAAUCUCACAUGUUAAUUAUUCCUUGGACCAGUUUCAUUUACUCUUCCCAUCUGUGAUGGUCAUGGUGGAACAGAUCAAGACUCAGAAGAUUCAUGGAUGUCAGAUACUGGAAACAGUCCACAAACAUAGCUGUGGGGGGUUGCCUCCUGUUCGCAGUGCUCUUGAAAAGAUUCUGGCUGUGUGUCAUGGAGUCAUGUAUAAGCAGCUCUCUGCCUGGAUGCUGCAUGGAUUGCUACUAGAUCAACAUGAAGAAUUCUUUAUCAAACAAGGCCCCUCUUCUGGGAAUGUCCCUAGCCAACCUGAAGAAGAUGAUGAUGACCUAGGAAUUGGAGGACUUACAGGAAAACAGCUACGAGAACUGCAGGACCUGCGCCUGAUUGAGGAGGAGAACAUGUUGGCUCCAUCACUCAAACAGUUUUCUCUGCGAGUGGAAAUGCUGCCUUCGUACAUCCCUGUGCGGGUUGCUGAGAAAAUCCUCUUUGUGGGAGAAUCUGUGCAGAUGUUUGAGAAUCAAAAUGUUAACCUAACCAGAAAAGGUUCCAUCUUAAAAAACCAGGAGGACACUUUUGCAGCAGAGCUACAUCGACUCAAGCAGCAACCACUCUUUAGUUUAGUGGACUUUGAGUCAGUGGUUGACUGGAUACGGAGCACUGUUGCUGAGCAUCUUUGGAAACUGAUGGUGGAAGAAUCAGAUUUAUUAGGACAGUUGAAGAUUAUAAAAGACUUCUACCUUUUGGGAAGAGGUGAGCUGUUUCAAGCCUUCAUUGACACUGCGCAGCACAUGCUAAAAACACCACCCACAGCUGUAACUGAACAUGAUGUCAACGUUGCCUUUCGGCAGUCUGCUCAUAAAGUGCUGUUGGAUGAUGACAACCUUCUUCCUCUGCUUCAUUUAACCAUUGAGUAUCAUGGCAAGGAGCAUAAAGAUGCUUCUCAGACUCGUGAAGGACCUUCCCGGGAGUUAUCUCCACGUGAAGCCCCCACAUCUGGAUGGGCAGCUCUGGGCCUUUCUUACAAAGUUCAGUGGCCACUGCACAUUCUCUUUACUCCUGCUGUUCUGGAGAAGUACAAUGUUGUGUUCAAAUACCUGCUAAGUGUACGACGAGUCCAGGCUGAGCUGCAGCACUGCUGGGCUCUCCAGAUGCAGCGCAAGCACCUGAAAUCUAACAGAACUGAUGCCAUCAAGUGGCGUCUGAGGGACCACAUGGCUUUCCUUGUGGACAACCUUCAGUAUUAUCUGCAGGUGGAUGUACUGGAGUCUCAGUUCUCACAGCUUCUGCAGCAGAUCAAUGCCACGCGAGACUUUGAGAGCAUACGCCUGGCUCAUGAUCAUUUCUUAAGUAAUCUGCUGGCUCAGUCUUUCAUCCUCCUAAAACCUGUUUUCCACUGCUUAAAUGAAAUUCUGGAUCUUUGUCAUAGUUUUUGUUCUCUGGUCAGUCAGAAUCUGGGCCCAUUAGAUGAACGGGGAGCUGCACAGCUCAGUAUUUUGGUGAAGGGAUUCAGUCGUCAGUCAUCACUUCUCUUCAUGAUUCUCUCCAGCGUUCGCAACCAUCAGAUAAACUCUGACUUGGCUCAACUGCUGCUGCGCUUGGAUUAUAACAAAUACUACACUCAGGCUGGAGGAACCUUGGGCAGUUUUGGUGUUUAAGCACUAAGGCCUUUCCUUGGUUGUGACCAACGACAUGUCAGAGCAGUGGACACUGGUGCUCCUGGAGAGUUUGUGCUCAACAGAAUUUUUCC